AUGCGGGGCGGCUGCCCGAAGUGCGGCGCCACCACCGCGCCGUACGCCUUGCCUGCCACCCCCGACGACAAUGGCGCCGAGGCGGCACAGACGCCCGAGCAGUUACGCCGUAGUGACGGGGGCAGGCAGCACGUGGAGGAGUUCACGCCACGUCCUGGAUAUGGCGAUCACAAUACCAGCAACAACAACGGUGGACGUUUGCGUGUAUCGAGUGACUCGGUGUCACCCCACCGGAGUCUUGAUAGCCGCCUGGCGCUUGCCGAGUCGAAGUACUGCUUCUAUUGCGAUCAGCUUGAAAGAGUCAGCGCGGAGAGGGACCAGCUGCAGUUACAGGUGCGAACAAUGGAAGAGCAUCGUAUGCAGGGAACAAGCAAAAUAAAAGAGCUUAUCGAAGAAAAUAAACAGCUUCGAGCCACCCUUGAGGAUACGGAAGUGCGUUUGGGCAUUGCAGAAAUAGAGCAACAGUCACUGCUGGCGGAGGUGCACCGCCUUCGGGAGCAUCUCGAUGUGUCGCUGCGUGAGUUAGAGGGUGAUAGACAGAACCCAAGGUGUGUGAACCUGUCGACAAGCGAUGUUGGGUCGCCGGGCUCUGCUGCCGGUGGUUUCUUUGGUGAUGACGGAACGCCACUGCGGUUUAGCAACACGGGAAAGCCGCCCCGCGCUUCAGUGCUGCCGGGCGCGUUUGGCGCUUUUCUGCGAAGUGCUGCACUGACAGCGGAGGCCGCGGGGCCACCACCGACGUGCGACGGGAGAGCGUGGGGGAGCUCCGCCAACAGCAGCAGUGGCUGUGGUAGCGAGCAUGACUCAUCAGCGGCCAACAGACGGUUAGAGGCUCGUUGUCGUGUACUGGAGAAUCAAGUGCAACGUCUCCGCGAGAGGCUCGUGUCUAGGGGCUGCACAACUUUUGUUGAUGCCGAUGAGGAGAAAUCGUCCUCGUGA
This is a messenger RNA of Trypanosoma grayi, 939 nucleotides long. RefSeq lists its product as hypothetical. Bases 1 to 939 code for a protein of 312 amino acids. The transcript has a single exon. The record is from RefSeq and is a predicted model, not a curated record. NCBI's taxonomy places the organism in Eukaryota, Euglenozoa, Kinetoplastea, Trypanosomatida, Trypanosomatidae.